This is a messenger RNA of Lathyrus oleraceus (garden pea), 534 nucleotides long. Its product is annotated as eukaryotic translation initiation factor 4 gamma-like. The coding region runs from base 1 to 534 and encodes 177 amino acids. Lineage: Eukaryota; Viridiplantae; Streptophyta; Magnoliopsida; Fabales; Fabaceae. The transcript has 2 exons. The record is from RefSeq and is a predicted model, not a curated record.
AUGGAAUCAACGGAACAACGUUCAACCUCUUCCCAAAAAACUACUACAAAAACUGAUGAUAUUUCCUCGCCUAUUUACAAGGAACCCCAUAUACUGGAUCUUGAACCACACAUAAAUCUUGCCACUGCCUUUGACAAGCUAGAAGUUCUCUACGAAUCGUUGGUCGAUUUUGAGAACAUGAAGAGAAAUGGGAUUGACCUCACUGAAGACCUUAGAAAGCAAGGAGAAGCUGGAGAGAGGUUGCAGGCACGUCAGGCCAAAGAGGCAAAAGAGAGAGCCAAAAGAGAAGCUGAAGAGAAGGCUCGUCUGGAGGAAGAACAAAGAGCAAGAGAAGUUGCAGAGAAGGUUGUUACCGAGGCUGCUGUUGUUGCUGAAGUUGAAGCCAAAGAAAAGGCUGAUGCUGAAGAAGCAGCACCCAUGGCUGCAGAAGAAGCUGCCAAGGCUAGGAAUGACGCUCUGAUUCAGGGGGAGCAAUUUCACUCUGAUUUUUCUCCUCUAGUGUUGAAGACUCUGGAAGAGCUACAGAAGGAGUAG